This is a messenger RNA of Zychaea mexicana, 180 nucleotides long. RefSeq lists its product as uncharacterized. The annotation marks the transcript as partial. The transcript has a single exon. Lineage: Eukaryota; Fungi; Mucoromycota; Mucoromycetes; Mucorales; Lichtheimiaceae. The record is from RefSeq and is a predicted model, not a curated record.
GCAUAUACAUUGGUCUACAUGGGCAUCUGUAUAACAUGUGUGGUCUGGCAACUCAUUAAUGCCAGUGUUCUUGUAUAUCGGUCCCGAAAGGUGCUCCACAUGGCCGUCCUUUUCGAAGUAAUCCUAGCAUUCCUAGUUAUCAUGUCCAGUCUUUUAAAUCCAUUGGUCGGGUUAAGCUGU